GGUAGUGCAGCCGACUGUGUGCACACCUCCCGGGCACCCUCCUUCUCCUCCUUCUCCUCUCUAUUCUCGCCGCCGCUGAGCAUGCCGAAGGGAGGCGCCCCCGACGGAGGCUUCCAGCCACCCUUCCCGCAUUUCGCCACUCAGGCCAUCCACGCGGCGCAGGAGCCGGAGCAGUGGACAGGCCAGCCGGUGGUGGCUCCUAUCUCGCUGUCCACCACCUUCAAGCAGCAGGCUCCCGGGUGCCACGCGGGCUUCGAGUACAGCCGCUCCGGAAAUCCCACCCGGAACUGCCUGGAGAAGGUGGUGGCCACCCUGGACGGCGCGAAAUACUGUCUGGCCUUCGCUUCGGGCUUGGCAGCCACCCUGAACAUCACCCACCUGCUCAGGGCCGGGGACCACAUCGUGUGCAUGGACGACGUGUACGGAGGGACGAACAGGUACUUCCGACGGGUGGCAUCCGAACUGGGUUUGAAGAUUUCUUUUGUUGACUGCUCCAAAUUCGAGCUGCUCGAUGCCGCGAUCACACCACAAACCAAGCUGGUGUGGAUCGAAACUCCCACAAACCCCGUCUUGAAGGUCAUCGACAUCAAAGGCUGCGCCCAAGUGGUCCACAAGCGCGGCGACAUCAUCUUAGUCGUCGACAACACUUUCAUGUCAGCCUAUUUCCAGGUAAGUGAAAGCCGACGGGUUUGCCCAAAUGUCGUGUGUGCCCUCAAUGUGUGGGCGUGCGUGGAUGUGUGUGUCUAUGGGUAAACUUUAAAGCACCAAAGACGCCACAGCGAUGUCGUCAUGGGCUUGGUCUCCGUGAGCUCGGAGGGCCUCUACAAGAAGCUCUGCUUCCUCCAGAACUCGCUCGGAGCCGUUCCCUCUCCUUUCGACUGUUAUCUCUGCCUUCGUGGUCUGAAAACCCUGCAGAUCCGAAUGAAGCAGCACUUUGAAAAUGGCCUGGCAGUGGCCAAGUUCCUGGAGGCGCAUCCUCUGGUGGAGAAGGUCCUCUACCCAGGGCUGCCCUCUCAUCCUCAGUAUGAGCUGGUGAAGCGCCAGUGCACGGGCUGCCCGGGAAUGGUCACCUUUUACAUCAAGGGGGCGCUCAGGCACGCUGAAGCCUUCCUCAAGAGCCUCAAGAUCUUCGCGCUGGCCGAGAGCCUGGGAGGAUACGAGAGUCUCGCCGAGCUGCCGGCCAUCAUGACGCACGCCUCGGUGCCCAAGGAGGACCGGCAGCUACUGGGCAUCAGCGACACUCUGAUCCGCCUCUCUGUCGGCUUGGAGGACGUGGAGGACCUGCUGCAGGACAUCAGUCAGGCCCUGAAUGCCGCUCACGCGUAAUCUGUGGGCACCGAAGUGCCCUCCUGCGCCCAGAAGGCCGCCAUGAUGGAGCCUCCUGAAGAUGGACCAUUGCCAAGAUUGCUCCUAAUGAGCUUCCAGCGAUUCCCUUUUGAAGAUUCCCAGGAGAGGUGCCUCGUUGCCUUUGGUACGGUCGGCCGUCGGUCCCUCGUGGCCUUGUUUCCCUUUCUUGUUCUUGCCGAAGGAGGAGGGAUCACGAGCUGCCAUUUUGCAUCUUCCAUCCUCUAGAAAAUGCCUUUUUAUGAUGUUUACGCUCUGAUGGCGACUUGUUGUCUGCCCCUCACCCCCCUGUCCCCCCAGGGCAUGUUCUGCUUGGACCUGGCACCCUGAGCGGCCUGGAGCGGCCCCAGGCUCCCAGCGAAUGUGGGGGAGGCCAGAAUCUAUUUCCUGAAACCACUGUGUGACACCUCCUGGUUGUAAAUGGCCUUUUAAAAAUUUCCCUUUUCACUUGC
Molecule: messenger RNA, 1796 nt
Organism: Gracilinanus agilis (Agile Gracile Mouse Opossum)
Lineage: Eukaryota; Metazoa; Chordata; Mammalia; Didelphimorphia; Didelphidae
Gene: CTH
Product: cystathionine gamma-lyase
Exons: 11
Biological process (GO): transsulfuration
Cellular component (GO): cytoplasm
Molecular function (GO): pyridoxal phosphate binding; cystathionine gamma-lyase activity
Source: RefSeq, a predicted model, not a curated record